Cuscuta campestris is the source of this 2015-nucleotide messenger RNA. The record is from the annotation of a GenBank genome assembly. Lineage: Eukaryota; Viridiplantae; Streptophyta; Magnoliopsida; Solanales; Convolvulaceae.
AAACAUAUUCAAACGAGCAAAAAACAUUACUUCCAUAACGGAAAAACAUACAGUCAAACAUCAAACAAAGUUGAGCAACUAUUUUAUUUAUUUAUUUGUUAAAAACAGGAAGGGAAGAUGAGACUGCUUGAUUCUUGCACCAGAGAUGGAUCAAUAGAUCGACAUGGAAAACCGGCGCUCAAGGGGAAAACAGGUGGAUGGAAAUCCGCAAUCUUAAUACUAGCAAGUGAAGGGUUGGCAACAAUGGCUUUCACAGGAGUGGAAGUGAACAUGGCCCUCUUUUCCAAGUCUGUCAUGAGAAAAUCAAAUGCAGAUGCUGCAAACUUCUUUAGCAGGUGGAUGGGUACCCUUUACGUUUUCUCUCUUGUGGGAGCUUUCCUCAGUGACUCCUACAUGGGAAGAUAUCUCACUUGUAUCAUCUUCCUUGCUGUCAUGAAUUUUGGAUUGGUGGCACUGUCAUUGUUAACUCAUAUGUUCAUGCUAGUGCCUAAAGGGUGUGGGAGUAUAGGAGAGCUAUGCGACCCACAGUCAAUGGUUGAAGUUGCAAUGUUCUAUGUGUGCAUGUAUUUACUAGCAAUUGGAAGUGGCUCCAUAGAACCCGUACUUGCAACCCUAGGAGCAGACCAGUUCGACGAAGAAGAUCCAGAAGAGAGCCGAUCAAAGACGAAAUUUUUCAGCUACUUUUACGUAGCGCUAAACCUCGGGUCACUUGUGGCAGAGACAGUUUUGGUGUACAUUGAGACUUUAGGGAAAUGGGUACUUGCCUUUUGGAUAUCUACCAUCUGUGGCUUUGCUGCAUUGAGCCUGUUAAUGACAGGUGCAUAUAGGUAUCGCCAUGUCAGACCUUCCAAGAACCCUGCCUGCAGGUUUUGUCAGGUGAUUGUGGCUUCUCUGAGGAAAAUGAAGCUUCAAGUGCCAUUGAAUGGAGAAGGGUUAUAUGAAGCUCAUGGCAGUGCAGAUAAUUGCAACAGAAGAAUCUCUCACACAGAUGGUUUUCAGUUUCUUGAUCGAGCUGCAAUCAUGGUCUCAACGGACAUGGUGACCUUAAUGCCAGCCAAAACAGAAGUUCCAAAUCCAUGGAGGAUAUGCACCGUGACUCAAGUGGAGGAAGUGAAGUGUGUCCUUAGACUACUCCCAAUAUGGAUUUGCACCAUGCUGUCAUCCAUAGUAUUUGCACAAGUUCUUUCCCUCUUCGUCGAGCAAGGAGCUGCCAUGAACACCAAAAUAUCAACCUUCAACAUGCCUCCCGCCAGCAUGACAUCAUUCGACAUCAUUAGCACGUCCACCUUCAUCAUCUGCUACGAAAACAUCAUACACCCACUCUACAUCAAGCUAACUAAAAGAAAGCCGAAGCCAUUGAGUGAAUUGCAGAGGAUAGGGGUAGGCCUGGUCAUUUCUGCCAUUGCCAUGGCCACAGCUGGUGUGGUUGAGCAAUACAGACUCAGAUAUGCCUAUGAGGAGGAAGAGGCAAGUUCUUUGAGCAUCUUUUGGCAAAUCCCUCAGUAUGUAUUUGUGGGAAUAGCAGAAGCCUUUGUGAAUGUCGCGCAGUGGGAAUUCUUUGCAUCACAGAUCCCUGACAGUCUCAAGAGUAUGGGGCUCGGUUUGUCAAUGUCCUCUUCAGCGUUGGGUAGUUACCUAUGUAGCAUUUUACUAACAGCCGUGAUGAAGAUCACUGCUAGGGACGGGAAGCCUGGUUGGGUCCCACCGAAUCUAAACGAUGGCCACCUGGACAGAUUUUUCUUCCUGUCUGCUGCUGUAGUCGCAUUAGAUCUUGUGUUGUUCGUGUUUUGUGCUAAGAGGUACAAAGGUAUAGUGCUAGAAAAACGAGAGGAGAUGGUUGAGGCCUAAGCUCUUAACUAAGAUUAUUGCGUCAUUCGUCUCACAAACCAAAAAAGUUGUACAAAAUUCAAGUGUAGCAUGAAACUGACAUGACUUUAUUAUGAAAACAAAAGGGUUGGCUUAAAACUAGAAUAACCAGAUAUCAUGACAUUAUUAGUAGGAAUAGGGGGUUUUCU